ACCGGAAAGGAAGAAAAUAAUUGGAAAUUUGGAGUCGCCGACCCUUUUCAUCGUCAGGUCAAAGACGUAACCCCCGAAGUCGUCGUCUUCUCUCUUCCCCAAAAGUCACCACCGAGAACAGAGGAGGAGGCGGUCGGAGAGAUGGGCGCAUCGGAUGCGGGUUGCGGCGAUCUCCCUCCCGUUCUCUCCUCCUUCGUCGACGCCUUCGUCGACUUCUCCGUCUCCGGCCUCUUCUUCCCCACCAACCCUACCCCUAGCCCCGCCCCCGCCGCCACACGCAUUCCCGCCCCUGCCCGUCUCGUGGCGAUCGGUGACUUCCACGGCGACCUCCCCAAGGCCCUCCAGGCCCUCUCGCUCGCCGGCCUCGCUGACCCCUCGUCCGCCCGCUGGACUGGCGGCGCCGCCGUCGCCGUCCAGGUCGGCGACGUCCUCGACCGCGGCGGCGACGAACUCCGUCUUCUCUACCUCCUCCACCGCCUCAAGCUUGACGCCGCCGCCGCCGGCGGCUCCCUCCUCACCCUCCACGGCAACCACGAGGUCAUGAACGCCGACGGCGACUUCCGCUACGUCACCCGUGCCGGCCUCGAGGAGUUCAGGGGCUGGGCUUACUGGUACCGCUCCGGCCUCGCCAUGAAGCGCCUCUGCAGCGGCCUCGACCCCCCGAGGGACCCCUUCAGGGGCGUCCCCAAAUCCUUCCCCGGGGUCAAGGAGGAGUUCUGGGAAGGGUUCCGCGCCCGCAUCGCCGCCUUACAGCCGAACGGCCCGAUCGCCUCACGAUUCCUCGCCGGCAACCAGACCGUCCUGCUGGUCGGUGACUCGCUGUUCGUCCAUGGCGGGCUUCUCCAGCAGCACAUCGAUCACGGGCUGGAAAGGAUCAACCAAGAAGUCAAAGACUGGAUAAUGGGGCUCAGCGGGAGGCGAUCGCCGUCCUACCUGAGAGGGCGGGACUCAGUGGUGUGGCUGCGGAGGUUCUCGGAUGGACCAAAUUGCGACUGCGGGCAACUCGAGGAGGUGCUCUCGAUGAUCCCGGGCGCAAGGAGGAUGGUGAUGGGGCACACCAUACAGGAUGAGGGAAUCAACGGGGUGUGCGAGGACAAGGCGAUCCGGAUCGACGUGGGGUUGUCGAAGGGGUGCACAAACGGGCUGCCGGAGGUGUUGGAGAUCAACGCCGGCGACCAUCCGAGGAUCUUGACAUCGAAUCCACUGUCGGACGAUCGUUGGAAGCAAGAGCAGAAGCGGCAGCCAGUGGUUAAGGAGCAGGUGAAGGAAGGGCUUGCCAUUUUGGUCCCGGAGAUUAGAUUGAAGGAAGUGGAGACCAAAGGUUAGAAGGACUGCAAUGGAUAUCUAUCUAUCUAUCUAUCUAUAUCUAUCUAUCUAUUCAUCGAGCUCAUUGGAAGAUUGAUGCAGGAGUUAACAUUGAUGUGGCAAAGACCUUACUAUAUUUGGCUAUGAAGGUUAGAUUAGCACAUCAUUCAUUCUUUCUGCUGUAGGAUUUCAGCAGGUGAUGGAGAAUGGAAUUUGGAUGAAAAGUGCAGCCUGAGAUUUGAUAUUGGAAAUUGAAUUAGAUGUGUUAAAGCACCGCUAAUUACAAUGAUUGUUAUUCACUUGCCUAUUUGAGAUGAUGAUGAUGAUAAUAGUUUAAAGCAUACUUAUUUUGUG
Messenger RNA from Musa acuminata subsp. malaccensis (wild Malaysian banana), 1659 nucleotides. RefSeq names its product shewanella-like protein phosphatase 2. The record is from RefSeq and is a predicted model, not a curated record. NCBI's taxonomy places the organism in Eukaryota, Viridiplantae, Streptophyta, Magnoliopsida, Zingiberales, Musaceae. Gene Ontology annotation, molecular function: hydrolase activity.